Messenger RNA from Manduca sexta (tobacco hornworm), 1724 nucleotides. Its product is annotated as chromaffin granule amine transporter. Gene Ontology annotation, molecular function: serotonin:sodium:chloride symporter activity. Gene Ontology annotation, biological process: transmembrane transport; aminergic neurotransmitter loading into synaptic vesicle. NCBI's taxonomy places the organism in Eukaryota, Metazoa, Arthropoda, Insecta, Lepidoptera, Sphingidae. The transcript is spliced from 9 exons. The coding region runs from base 310 to 1683 and encodes 457 amino acids. Gene Ontology annotation, cellular component: terminal bouton; synaptic vesicle membrane. The record is from RefSeq and is a predicted model, not a curated record.
UAUGCCGACGCUGCGGAAAGCGCGCGAAGCAGAAAAUUGGUGUAAGGAGAUCGGUGCGGGCCGGCGCGUCCUGAUCGAAACGCAUUUAACUUAUCAGCGCCCGACACUCUCCCACUGUCACCCCGGCUCCCGCUACAACCAUUCGACACCACUCCACCGCGGACCGUCACGUAGUCCGCUCGUCACGACAGCAACUUCUACAUACAUUAACAAAUUUUUCAUGAUAUUUGUUACUUUUACUUAAUAACUGUGUGCUGAGGUGGCGGUAGUAUCUCAGGCGUGUGAGCAGGCCACAGCGGGCGGCGCGACAUGGAGCGCGGGGCGAGGGGCGCGCUCAUCGCCUUCGCUCUCAUAUACGUCACCUUCUUCCUCGACAACGUGCUGCUCACGGUGCUCGUUCCUAUAAUACCCGACUGGGUGCGCGGCGAGUCUCUGGAGCUGUGGACGCGGCACGACGCCAAGGCGGGCGUGCAGCUGCUCAGCGCGCCGCUCGCCGCCGCCGCCGUGUGCCGCCGCGGCCCGGCGCCUGUGCUGCGCGCCGCCACCGCAUUAUUGGCGAUCGCAGCACUUGGGUACUGCGCUUAUUGGAGUUUGACACAUUCUCGUGGACUCUGUAUAAUAAAUGAGUUCCGGCGAGGCGUUGUGUGUCCAGUGUUUUCGUGGUGCGGGCGGCAGGGCGCGGCGGGGCGCGUGUGGUGCGCGUGCGGCGGGCGCGCGCUGCACGGCGCGGCGGCGGCGCUGGCGAGCGUGGCGGGGCUGGCACUGUGCGCGGCCGCCGUGCCGCGGUUCCACGCCGCCAGGGCCAUUGGCGCAUUGCUAGGCGCCGUCGCGCUAGGCGUCCUGGUGGGGUAUCCAUUUGGCGGUGCGACGUACUCGACGUGGAGUCGCGGCGCGCCGUUUCUGCUGAUCGCGGCCGCCCUGCUGCUCGACCUGGCGGCGCAGUACACCUAUUUACACCCUGACCAGAUGGAGUUAUCGGACGGCGAGAGUGAGGCGGGCGCGGGGGAGUGCGCGUGCGCGGAGGGCGCGUGGGACGUGCGGCGCGCGGCGGCCGUGUGCUCGGCGGGCGCGGUGCGCGAGUGCGCCGGCGCGGUGGUGCUCACCACCAGCGUCAUGGCGGCGCUGGAGCCGUGCCUGCCGCUGUGGCUCGCGCGGCGGUUCGGCUCGGCGCGGUGGCAGGCGGGCGCGGCGUUCGUGCCGGACAGCGCGGGCUACCUCGCGGCCGCCAGCGGCGCGGGCUGGCUCGCGCGCGCGCUCGGCGCCGAGCGGGUCGCGCUCGCGGGACAGACCGCCGUCGCACUCGCCGCGCUCGCCAUACCGCAUGCGGCCUCCGUGUCGUGGCUGGCGCUGCCGCACGUGGCGCUGGGGUGCGGGCUGGGCGCGGUGGACGCGGCGCUGGUGCCGGCGCUGCUGGCUCGGCACCCCGGCGACGCGCCCACGCUCGCUGCUCUGCUACAGGCUGCCUCUUCAGCUGCCUACGCGCUCGGGCCGGUGGUGGGCGGCGUGGUGUCGUGGUGGCUCGGGUUCGAGACGGCGCUGCGGUUGCUGGGCGUGCUCAACCUGCUCUACGCCGCGUUCCUCUACCGCGCGCUGUGCCGACACCCGCUCUCUGAACAGGUGAUGCUACGCGUACCGCCGCUUGCGAUAUAUUUAUUGUUUUUCCUUUUUACCUUAAUCGCCUGAUUUUAUCAUAGUGCAAACACAUCUUUUGCACAUCCGAAUAG